AUGGUCUCAGAGGAGCUCCUGGAGGACUGUCUCCAGAUCCUCCAGGAUAAGGCUCUUGAUGAAGAAGACCAGGUUGAGAAGAUUGAGGACUUUCUCCGGGAAAAGACCUCCCUAUCAGGCACAUCACUCGAAAAUGCCGUCCUCGACAUCCUCUGGCGGCAUCGAAAUCGCACAUUACCGGAUUCCUCCCCGCCACCGCCGCGUCACACGGUUAUCCGACGCUCCUCUCCGGCCCCUUGGCAGAUGGCCCGCUCCUCUACUCCCCUGUCACCCCAUUCGAACCUAGGAACCAGUCCUGGGAGUACCUCGUGGCUGCAAAGCUCCAAAGGUGCACGCCCGCCUCUAUCCUCCACUGUAUCGCCAUUCACCUCGCCUCGCCCGUCGCCAAGGCUAGCUUUAGCGCAACCUAUACCGCAUUCUCCGAAUCUAAACGCAUAUGAAUUCUCGGACCAAAGCCAUGUGUCGGACUUCUACGGUGAUUUUGGCAGCGAUAGUAAUGUGGACUGGUUAGUGGCGGACGAUGCGAUGAGCACAACCUCCUCGCUGGGUGGCCUGAGCAUGCACGGCGGUCUCAGCGCAACGGCUGCAGAAUUCGUUCCUGAUAUGAGCCCCCAUGAUAUACUGCGCACUGUACUCGGAGACAAGCGAUCCAACGAUGAAAUAGAAACUGCUCUAGAAGCGAAUGGGUAUGACUUAGGGGCAACUAUUGCGGCUCUUACCCAAGGACUAGAUACAGAUGCCGCCUCAAGUUUACCGGACGAUAGUCGCGUUGUGGUCGGAAAGUCCAUGUCAAUGGACCCCCACAAAGGCAAUGCUACUCCAGUGCACAACCGCAGUCCGGUUGUCUGCAAGUACUGGCUGUCAACGGGCCAAUGCCUCCGCGCGGAUUGUCGUUUCAGCCACGACCUGACCAGUCAUCUUUGCAAAUAUUGGGUAAUGGGGAACUGCCUUGCAGGCGACGGAUGCCCAUUUUCUCAUGACCCCUCUGCACUUGUGGCCAACCUGAGCGUUGAGGGCACCCCGUCGGUCACGUCCGCCGGCAUCGCUUUCCAGGUAGAUAAUGCGCCGGAUGCCUUCCCACCCUUGCAGUCGACGCCCGGAUCAUCCGAUCAGUGGGCCGGCCAUCUAGGCGGGAAAUACCCAGGCUAUCUAUAUGGCGCCCCGGGAGGCAACAAUAAAUCGUAUCUGGCAGGAAAACGGACUGGAAGUUUCACAAGUCUAUCACGCCCCCACUCGCGUCCUGGAAGCCGACAUCAGCAUCGAGAACUUAACCCGGCAGCUCUGUCGGUGGACGACCCAGAUGCUUUCCCAACGCUUGCUGCCGUGAAUUCGAAGAACUCCGGCAAGAAAAAUCACGGAAGAAAGAGCCGCGACAACACUAGAGACAACGUGCCUGCUUCUCUGGCAGAUGUAGUUCGCAUGUCUCCAUCCCCUGUUCCAGGGAAGGGCAAGACCUCUUCCAAGCACGGCCAAACAAAGGGCCGUGAGAAUAGCGCCGCAGCGCAGUCGAUACCGGCGCCACAGCACAUCCCGUGGCUCGAGACCGGCGCUCGAACAAACCAGCAGUAUAUCAAGUACCGAACAGAGGCGAUCCGCCACGGUACCGUGAGAAACAAGUUUCUCCAAAGUGCCGCUCAAGCGUGGAACCGAAACGACGCCAGAGCGGCAAAAGCUCUAUCUCUACGCGGCCAGGCCGAAAACGAGGCCAUGCGCAAAUGCCACCGCGAAGCCGCCCGGCAGCUCUACGAAGAGCGCAACAAACACCUCCUAAACGCCGGCCUCGACGACGCAUCCGAAGAACUCUACGUCGACCUCCACGGCCUCCACCCUGAAGAAGCAAUCGAGUACCUCGAGAAGAUCCUCCUCAAACACGCGCGCGAAGGCCGCCGGAUCAUCUACGCCAUCACCGGCACAGGCCACCACUCCAAGAACGGCAAGGACAAGAUCGGAAAGGCAGUCAAGGCAUGGCUCAACGAGUGGAAAUACCUGUUCCGGGAGUUCAGCGUGCCUGGUGAGCGAGGCGGGUAUGUUGGUGGGAUCUUGGGCAUUGACCCAUCGAGCUAUGAUAAGGCUCUGGCGAAGAGCCUUGAGGAGGCGGAGGCGAAUGGGGAGGAUGCGGGUCCUGUUUUGACGAUGGGCAAGAUCCAGCUCCUGAAGCGGGGAGAUAUAGAAGCGCAACAGUGA
Molecule: messenger RNA, 2184 nt
Organism: Aspergillus mulundensis
Lineage: Eukaryota; Fungi; Ascomycota; Eurotiomycetes; Eurotiales; Aspergillaceae
Product: CCCH zinc finger and SMR domain protein
Exons: 3
Coding region: 1-2184 (727 amino acids)
Biological process (GO): negative regulation of DNA-templated transcription
Cellular component (GO): nucleus
Molecular function (GO): metal ion binding; RNA binding
Source: RefSeq, a predicted model, not a curated record